AAGGGUUUAUUCAGUCAACGGUCAAAAACCCAGUUUGGAAAGUCUCUCUUCAACUUCAAUUCCAAAACCCAGCUUAUCGUUCUGGGCCCUCUCUAACCAAUUGAUUUGCCGAAAGGAUUAUCUUUCAUUUUUUUUCCCGGUGAAACCAGAUGAAAGCUGUAGCUGGGUACUUAUGGCUCCUGGUGUUAAUCUCGCUUUGUUUCAGCGUCAAAUCCAAGUGUCCCAAAACUUGUGACUUAGCUUUAGCUUCCUUCUACGUUUGGCCGGGAUCGACUCUCACCUUGGUAGCUGACCUUUUCGAUUCGUCUGCUGAAACCAUCGUUGAUUAUAAUAGUGGCCGAAUACCCAACAAGGACAGCGUCCGAUCUGACAUCAGAAUCAACAUCCCCUUUGCGUGCGACCGCUGUGUAGCCGACCAGUAUCUCGCCCAUGAAUUCGGCUACAAAGUUAUCGGCGGCGACACAUACGAGAGGGUUGUUUCGAACUACUCCAGCUUAACGACGGUCCAGUCGUUGAUCGAGUCUAAUCCCUUAUAUGACCCUAACAACAUACCGGAUACCGGCAAUUUGAACGUAUCGGUGAAUUGUUCGUGCGGAAAUAGCCAGAUUUCUAAAGAGUUUGGGCUGUUUAUCACGUACCCUCUUCGACCGAAUGACACUUUAGACUCGAUUGCGACGAGCAAUAAUAUUUCUGCUGAUUGGAUAAGGAGGUAUAACCCGGAUGUUCUGAAUUUUAGCCAAGGGAGUGGCAUCAUUUUUUUCCCUGGAAAAGAUCCAAAGGGUAGCUUUCGGCCUCUGACUUCUAGCUCAGCAGGACUGAAAGGUGGAGUUAUUGCUAUCAUAGUCGUGGCAGCUGUCGUGGGGGUGCUAUUGUUAGCCGCAGGCAUAUAUUACAAAUUUUACCGAAAGGUGGAUGGAAAAUUAAUUUCUUCAGAGUUUGAAGAUCAGUCUAGUCAUCAUUUGUAUGGCCCUGAAAGUAGUUCAGACAAAGCUGCAGUUACUCCUCGCAAAGCUGGUGGCCUUGCAGGCAUAACUGUUGACAAAUCAGUGGAGUUCUCGUAUGAAGAACUUGCUAAGGCUAGUGAUAACUUCAGCUUGGCCAAUAAGAUUGGGCAAGGCGGUUUUGGCGCUGUUUACUAUGCUGAGCUGAGAGGCGAGAAAGCUGCAAUAAAAAAGAUGGAUAUGGAAGCAUCAAAGGAAUUUUUGGCUGAAUUGAAGGUUUUAACACGUGUCCAUCACUUAAACUUGGUGCGCUUGAUUGGAUAUUGUGUGGAGGGCUCUCUUUUCCUGGUUUAUGAAUUCAUUGAGAAUGGAAACUUAAGCCAGCAUUUGCGUGGUUCAGAGAGAGAACCUAUGCCCUGGUCUACUCGAGUGCAGAUAGCCCUGGAUUCAGCAAGAGGUCUUGAAUACAUUCAUGAGCAUACUGUUCCUGUUUAUAUUCAUCGUGAUAUAAAAUCAGCCAAUAUAUUAAUAGACAAAAACUUCCAUGCAAAGGUUGCAGAUUUUGGACUAACUAAGCUUACUGAAGUUGGUGGUUCAUCUCUUCCCACACGUCUUGUGGGAACUUUCGGAUAUAUGCCACCAGAAUAUGCUCAAUAUGGCGAUGUAUCUCCCAAGGUAGAUGUAUAUGCUUUUGGGGUUGUCAUUUAUGAACUAAUUUCUGCGAAGGAAGCAAUCGUGAAGCCAGAUGGUUCAGGUUCUGAAUCAAAGGGUCUCGUUGGUUUGUUUGAGGAUGUUCUUAAUCAGCCUGAUUUUAAAGAUCUCCGCAAGCUAAUUGACCCUAGGCUUGGAGAGAAUUACCCAGUGGACUCCGUACGAAAGAUGGCACAGCUUGCUAAAGCAUGUACUCAUGAGAACCCACAACUGCGCCCAAGUAUGAGAUCCAUUGUGGUUGCGUUAAUGACACUUUCAUCAAACACUGAAGAUUGGGACGUUGGCUCCUUCUAUGAAAAUCAAGGUCUUGUCAAUCUAAUGUCAGGAAGGUAAAAUAAUCUCAUGGUGAAAUGGCCCUUGUAUUGAUUGUUCUUUGUUUUUUCUUUUCUAAUUAACAUUAUUGUUGUAUAUUCUGAACAUUGCCAAGUAUAGAGGAGAAUCGUUGUAGGCAGUUGUAAAUCACAUAUUUGUAUUUUAUAUAUAAAUGCAUAUUUGCUAA
Messenger RNA from Humulus lupulus (European hop), 2151 nucleotides. RefSeq names its product chitin elicitor receptor kinase 1-like. The record is from RefSeq and is a predicted model, not a curated record. Lineage: Eukaryota; Viridiplantae; Streptophyta; Magnoliopsida; Rosales; Cannabaceae. The transcript has 12 exons. The coding region runs from base 150 to 1985 and encodes 611 amino acids. Gene Ontology annotation, molecular function: transmembrane receptor protein kinase activity; ATP binding. Gene Ontology annotation, biological process: protein phosphorylation; innate immune response.